This is a messenger RNA of Rosa chinensis, 1098 nucleotides long. RefSeq lists its product as uncharacterized. Bases 135 to 884 code for a protein of 249 amino acids. NCBI's taxonomy places the organism in Eukaryota, Viridiplantae, Streptophyta, Magnoliopsida, Rosales, Rosaceae. The transcript has 5 exons. The record is from RefSeq and is a predicted model, not a curated record.
AAGUUAUAAGGAACUCAAAAAACUGGGCAAUAGGAGAUUUUUUCGAUUUCUGACCCUAAAGAUCUAUUCGAUCAAGUUGGCGCUAUACAUCAAAACCCUAACUCCUACAGAAAAUUACAGAUCAAAGUAGCGCCAUGGAAUAUAGAAAGACCACAGGAACGGUGCUGAAGAAAAUCAUUCUGCUUCUCUUUGUUUCAGAAUUUUUGUUUGGAGUAGCGUUAGCCGACGCCCGCGCCGACUUGCUCGGGUGGACCGCCGGCGCGAUUGAUUCCAAUCCGUCACCGCUUGACGAUCUGGAUCGGUUAAUUGGAGAGAGCUUGAUAAACGAAACAAUAGCAGCUCUCGAACGUGGACAACGCCCACUUUCCGGCGUAGAGUUGCUUUUCGGGGAUAAUGCGGAGGAGGCUAGAAAACCAUGGUGUGUAGACCGAUUCACUAGAAUAAUACCCUCAUGGGUUGCACUCACUGAUCACGUCGACCGUUUGAUUCACGAGGUGCAAAGUGGUAAACCCAUUGAUUCCGUCCGAAAACGACCGAUUCCUAACAUGAACCGGGUCAGAUGGUAUAGGGAUUCGUCUGAGUGUGAUUACCAGAGGUCUGCCUUGUGGGCAAUAGCAGAAGAGGAGUUGGAACUAAGUGCAGAGGAGCAAGCUGAGGUCAAUAAACGACGUGCAGGCAUUAUCUCUGAGCACAGGAAGUUGGAGGAGAAGGUAACAGAGGAGUAUGAAACCAUAUUAACUUAUGUAUAUGUCAAGAAGAUAGAAGAUAGAGAAAGGGAAUCUGAGGAGCUUGCCAAGGAGGAUUGCAUGAAGGUAAAAAUAGAUGCGAGGAAUAAGCUUGAUAAUAUCUCACAGUUCUCACCUACAGAAGAAAAUGAGCGGUAGAAAAUGAUGAUUUUGAUGAAAAGCUGGAGGUGAGAGCAGCACUCUGCAAUCCAGUGUUGCAAUUUCUCCAGGGGCCAGUAAGAACUGGAGGGUUUAGCUUCAUUUUGUUUUGUUUAAGUUAUUGUUACCUCAGGUCCCCAAUGUGUAUAAUCAAGAUGGGUUUACAUUCUUAGAUUCAGAUAUCAUGGAUAAAAGGAUGUUUAUCUAUAAAUUA